Messenger RNA from Coccinella septempunctata (seven-spotted ladybird), 2898 nucleotides. RefSeq names its product scavenger receptor class B member 1. The coding region runs from base 212 to 1936 and encodes 574 amino acids. Lineage: Eukaryota; Metazoa; Arthropoda; Insecta; Coleoptera; Coccinellidae. Gene Ontology annotation, cellular component: membrane; cytoplasm. The transcript is spliced from 10 exons. Gene Ontology annotation, molecular function: scavenger receptor activity. The record is from RefSeq and is a predicted model, not a curated record.
AAGUUUACCUACUCGACUACUAAAUCUGUGUGGUACGCCAUCUCUCGUGAUUUUCAGACACGCGCCUGUGUUUCGCUCGCAUUUUCGUGGUGUUUUGUGGUGAUUUUACCUGUGUCAACCCUGAAUUUGGAUUUGGUUCCCGAUUUUUCGACUUUUCAAAGAACACAGUAUACAGUGGGUGCAUCCAAACACAUCCUGAAGACCUUACAAGAUGAAGGACAUACAAAGGUUAUGGGACAAAUUGGUCGGUGGUACUUACGACGUGGUCAACACCAGCUCCAAGUUCAAAUCUUGCCCCAGCAAAGACCAGGCUAGCGUAGAAAAGGCCCGUGCUAGGACUGGUGGUAACAGAAAGUGGGCCAUCAGUUUUGCAGUUCUUGGUAUAGCUUCUUUCAUCUCCGGACUAAUGAUUUUCAUCAUAAACCCCUAUGAUCUCAUCUACAGAUACAAAAUAAUAUUUGGAGAUAAGGGUGAAGUUUUUGAACUCUGGAGAGUGCCCCCAGUGGAUCUGUAUCUUCGCGUAUUCCUUUGGAAUAUAACCAACAAGGAAGAGUACAUGAAUGGCACCGAUGAUAAGUUGAAGUUACAAGAAGUUGGUCCAUACGUUUACAAGGAACUUAUGACGCAUGAAAAUGUAACCUUUAACGACAACUUCACCGUCUCUGCCAUACCGAGUCAUCCGUUGGUUUUCGUGCCAGAAAUGUCAGAGGGAAGACUCGAAAACGACACGAUGAUUUUGCCCAACAUAGCCCUUUUGAGCAUAGCCCAAGUGGUAUCAGACGAAAACUCCUACUUCACCAGACUGGGCCUCAACAUGUUGAUACGUCAAAUAGACCAACAACCCCUGGUCGAAAUGACGGCCAGAGAGUUCAUGUUCAACUACACCAACGCCCUCAUGAACCUGGGCAACCAGUUCAUGCCCAACUGGAUCACCUUCAAAAACCUCGGUCUGAUAGACAGGAUGUACGACUUCGAUGGCGACUUCGAGACCGUCUACACCGGCGAAGACGACGUCAAGAAGGCCGGUCUCAUAGACAUGUGGAGAGGCUCCACCAAGAUCCCCCAAUGGGAGAAUCCAUGCGGUAACGUUAGGGGAGCCUCAGACGGGGCCAAAUUCCCAUCCCUCAUCGAACCAGAGGACAAACUCUUCUUCUACAGGAAGAGCAUGUGCAGGGCCAAAUACCUGGUUAAGGUUAACGAGACUGUUAAGGAUACCUUCAAGUCGUACGUCUACAAUUUCGAGGAAGAUUCACCGGAGACUGAGCAAUGUUUGUGCUACGAUAAAUCCAAGUGUUUCCCCAAGGGGCUUCUGGACGUCCACGGAUGUUACUAUGGUUUCCCUAUCGCUCUGAGCGCCCCCCACUUCUACAAAAACGACCCUAUCCUGAAGGCCAAGGUUGAGGGGGUCCAUCCAGAUGCAGAAAAACACGAGUCUUACUUCGUUAUCGAACCUCGUUCUGGGGUACCAGUGGAACUGAGGGCUAACUUCCAAAUCAACAUGGCCUUGAGAGACCUAACAUCCAUAGCUCAUGUGGAGAGGUUUUCUGACAUGGUGCUGCCACUUCUGUGGGCCGAAUUCAGGUUGUACGGCCUUCCAGACAGCCUAAGAAGUAGGCUACAGCUGUACCUCCACAUCUUACCGCUAGUAACAGACGUCCUGAUGUACGCCUCCACUGUUUGCGGCCUGCUGAUGCUGAUCUAUUCGGUGUGCAGGAUGACCAGACUGAAGAACAACAGGAACAGGAGACAGGCUCCGUGGAUCCAAGACACUCCGCAUUUCAUCAAGAACACCCUCUCCAGUUACAAAACGGACAAGGACCAGUGCAGCAGUCCCACCGAUAAAGAACUGGAGACCUACUACACCAGUGUUAUAAUCCCCCUGACGCAAGAACUGGAGGAGACAGGGGAGAUGAACAGGUCCAGUGCGACUGCCUGAGCAGUGAUCAAACAGGGUUUGAAAAUUUCUGUGAUUCCUAUAGUUAGUACUCGGUGUACUGGAUUGAAUCAGGGUCGUACUUGAAGAAAGCUAAGUAGGUUCCUACCCAUCAGUGAUCAGAACCAUCAGCCGGUUCUGCUUUUUGGAUUAUUGAUUUAUAUUAUUUAUUAUCGCGUGCUGUAUAGUCUAAUCGAUGGCUUGAACAAGUCGAAAGGUUUUUCGACGAUCCAGUUAAGCGUGUUGUAGUCUUGUAUCUAUAUAGAGUAAAAAUUAACAUUUUACUACGUUUAAACGAAAUGGGGGGAGAUUAUCCCCGGUCCAUUGGAGAUUUCCGAUGGGAGUUUGCCUGUCUGUGAUGGUGAAAUGUUGAUUUAUGGGGUAAUUUUUAAUCGGAUUGAGGCGACUGCAUUUUUGGUCCCGUAGUUUUGUUUUAGAAACGUGAAAUGUACGAAUGCUUUACAUCUGAUUUGUGAUAUUAUUAUUUUUUUCUCAACAGAUUUUUAUGUUGAGGUAGUUUUUAAGAGGAAUACUUGGUGCAUUGAUCCGUUUCUCAUAUUAUUAUCGUUUUAGUGGUAGAACUGCAUAUAGGGUGACUGCACGUCUUAUUUAUUUUAUACGGAUUAUGUAAUGAGCACACUGAUCAGUAUUUUGCGAUUUGUAAUAGAUUCUCACAUCAAUAAGUUAUAAACCUUCAAUACUCUACCAAAAAAAAUUAAAAAAAAAGAAAAAAAAACGUAAAAUGUGAAACCAAACAAGAAACAACUACUUAAUCUAUUCCUUUUUGCAGAUUAUUGAGUGUUAGUGUGAUGAUAUAUACAUUUAUGUUCGAUUUUUUCGAAAACUGAAUUUGUACUUUUUAUACAAAAUUUAAAACAUUUGUUAAUAAUAUUAAAAAUUGAAAAAUGUACCGGGUAGUAUAAGAGAAUUGAAUAUGGAAAAAUAAAACUAUUUUCUCAGUUAAA